Molecule: messenger RNA, 3040 nt
Organism: Cryptotermes secundus
Lineage: Eukaryota; Metazoa; Arthropoda; Insecta; Blattodea; Kalotermitidae
Gene: Gcn5
Product: histone acetyltransferase KAT2A
Exons: 15
Coding region: 428-2944 (838 amino acids)
Biological process (GO): positive regulation of transcription by RNA polymerase II; chromatin remodeling
Cellular component (GO): histone acetyltransferase complex; nucleus
Molecular function (GO): protein binding; histone H3 acetyltransferase activity
Source: RefSeq, a predicted model, not a curated record
CAAACUUCUAUAACGCAGACAAUCAUUUCCGAUCAUUCCUAUCAAUCAAAUUUCACAACGUCCUAUGAUUUACCAACUUACGAAAAAUAAUUACUCUCAAACAAAACAAAGUACCUUGCUCCCGCACGUAAUUUUUUUUCUUCCCGGCAUUCUGGGCCACUUGCCUGAGCAUGUCUGAUUUACAUCGACUUCUAACAUUCUAACAGGUUAUGUUGGGCGAGUUUACACGUCCAUUGUCACGGUCACGGGCGUCACGGGGAUCCAGCAGUCCACCACACAUUCCGUAUCUGUUUCGCAUAGGCUGCAUGAGCUAUGAGCCUAGGAACGGGAUAGGAAUAGGGUGUUGUUUUGCUGAAAGUUGAGUAUAUGUCGUAUUUUGCAGAAGUGAACGGCGUGGUAGACGAAUUUGUAAUAACGAGGUACAGAUAUGAGUCAGCUUUCUGGGAGCACAUCUGAAGUAGGCCCAAGUUCAAGCCAAUCAGAUGAUGGAACAUCUCGCAUACCACCUCAGCCUCCUCCACCAUCUUCUUCAGGAGUGUCAUCUUCAGGAAGUGCGGCUGCUGCUGAUCAGUCAUCUCGACAGAGUAAUCUUCAGCGAAUCCAACAGCGCAAACAACAAGUGUAUAACUGGCCUCAUAACAAGAAACUCCUCAAGCUGGCCAUCUACUCUGCUUGUCAGGCCGAUGAAUGCAAAUGCAAUGGGUGGAAGACACCAAUACCACCUGCAAAAUCUCCUCGUGUUGAAGUGUCACAACCAUUAGCAAGUUUCACUGAUCCAUGUCGCAGCUGCACACAUGUGCUAGAAACACAUGUGAGUCAUCUUGCACCACUGUCAGAAGAAGAAGUUAAUCGGCUUCUGGGAAUGGUGGUUGAUGUUGAAAAUAUUUUCAUGAGCAUGCAUCGUGAAGAAGACGCUGAUACAAAACGUGUAUACUACUACCUAUUCAAGUUGCUCCGGAAGUGUAUACUAACAAUGACAAGACCUACCAUUGAAGGGCCUCUUGGUCAACCACCAUUUGAAAGGCCAAGUAUAGCAAAAGCAAUUACAAACUUCGUUCUCUACAAAUUUGGGCAUCUUGCUCAAAGGGAGUGGCAAACAAUGUAUGAUUUGGCCAAGAUGUUCUUGCAUUGCCUUAACCAUUGGAACUUUGAGACACCAAGUGCGAGGCGACAUGUUACAGCAGAAGAGGUGUCUGCAUACAAGAUCAAUUACACCAGGUGGCUUGUGUUCUGCCAUGUGCCAGCAUUUUGCGAUUCCUUACCUCAUUUUGAGACAACAUUAGUGUUUGGGCGCACCUUGUUGCGUGCUGUGUUUCGUUCAGUGUAUCGUCAGCUCAUGGACAAGUGCCACAAUGAACGUGACAGGAUGCCUCCUGAGAAAAGAGUUCUUGUUCUUACACAUUUUCCCAGGUUCUUAUCAUUGUUGGAGGAAGAAAUUUAUGCACAAAGUUCACCAAUUUGGGAUCCAGAAUUCAAGCAGGUUCCUCCUAGCCACCUGCAGGCGUCUUUAGAAACUAAACUUCCUGCUGCAUCAGUAACAACAGCAUCUUCAUUAAGACGUAGUGGGGAGUUUGAAAAGCUGACGGUACCACCCAGUGAUAAGGACAACUUCACCACUGUUAACCUGAGUCCGGGAUUUGGAAAGAAGCAGCUCAGGGAAGGAGGGACUGCGAGUCUUGGUGAAAAAAGGGCAGCAUCUGUAAUACCUGAAGGACCAGCAAGCUGUAGACAAUCUGAUGCCAAGAAACGUCGCCUGGUUCCAGAGCCAAUGGAAGAUUUGCCAGAGGCGACUGUUGUGGAAAUCAUUGCUACAAUUGAUUCACCACCAAACAUGGUUGGUCCUGAGGCGGUUUUCCCAGAGAAUGCACCUCGGGAUGAAACUGCCAAACAAGAAGAGUUGCGAGGAAUUAUUUCUUUUCAUGUUGUUGGCAAUUCACUGACGUCAGCUGUUUCGAAGCAGACAAUGCUUUGGCUCAUUGGUCUUCAAAAUGUGUUCUCCCACCAGUUACCUCGUAUGCCAAAAGAAUACAUCUCACGUCUUGUGUUUGACCCGAAACAUAAAACUCUGGCCCUUAUUAAGGAUAAUCGUCCCAUUGGUGGUAUUUGCUUCCGAACAUUCAUGACACAGGGUUUUACAGAAAUUGUCUUCUGUGCUGUAACAAGCAAUGAACAAGUAAAGGGAUAUGGAACACAUCUUAUGAAUCACCUGAAGGACUACCAUAUUGGACAUAACAUAUACCAUUUCCUUACAUUUGCAGAUGAAUUUGCUAUAGGUUACUUCAAGAAGCAAGGUUUCAGUAAAGACAUUAAGUUGGCCCGAACUAUAUAUCAGGGCUUCAUCAAAGACUAUGAAGGUGCCACUUUAAUGCAUUGUGAACUGGAUCCACGCAUUGUAUACACUGAAUUCAUUGCUGUUGUCAGAAAACAAAAAGAGGUUGUUAAAAAAUUGAUUGAAAUGCGGCAGCAAGAGGUGCAGAAAGUGCAUCCUGGUCUCACCUGUUUCCGAGAAGGUGUCCGGGGAAUUCCUGUGGAAAGUAUUCCUGGUAUUAGAGAGACUGGAUGGAGGCCAGUUGCUAGAGCAACAAGAGUUGCCCGUGUUACUGAGGAAUGUAACGAUCCAGAUACACUACUUACAACACUUAAAAAUGUGCUCACAACGGUAAAAAACCAUACUGCUGCCUGGCCAUUUCUUAAACCAGUCGACAAGAAUGAAGUACCAGAUUAUUAUGACCAUAUCAAAUAUCCUAUGGACCUGAAAACAAUGGGUGACCGCCUCAAGGCUCGUUACUACACGACUCGAAGACUCUUCAUUGCAGAUAUGACUCGAAUCUUCUCCAACUGUCGCCUCUACAACAGCCCUGAUACUGAGUAUUAUCGUUGUGCAAAUGCUCUUGAGAAAUACUUCCAGACACGCAUGAGGGAACUUGGACUGUGGGAUAAAUGAACUUUACAUAUCUGUAAUAUUUCUACUUGUGGUCUUCAUUGCCAGGCCAUUUAAACAAGCAGUAGGUUCCUCAUCCUUUUCCAGGAAAAGUUUGUA